Pecten maximus is the source of this 3085-nucleotide messenger RNA. Its product is annotated as mpv17-like protein 2. Lineage: Eukaryota; Metazoa; Mollusca; Bivalvia; Pectinida; Pectinidae. The record is from RefSeq and is a predicted model, not a curated record. Gene Ontology annotation, biological process: mitochondrial ribosome assembly. The transcript has 6 exons. Bases 228 to 803 code for a protein of 191 amino acids. Gene Ontology annotation, cellular component: membrane; cytoplasm.
UGAGACCUGUCUGCUGUCAGUGUCGGCUUCCCGACUUUAAUUUUAUGGUUUUGAGCAGUAUUCCUUUCCGUGUGUAGUUUAAUGGCUUUAACAUGAUGAAUUUGCUAGACUCUUAUUGUUAUCGUUUAAAUCAUGUAAUAUCUUUUAUAAUGAUGACGUAACGAACCAACAUAGUUGCUUUCCGAAUUUUGAAGGACACCGUGAUAGUUCAUCAGCAGACGAGAAGAAUGUCCUCUAUAUUGAAUAAGUUAUUUACCAAGUAUUUGUUUUUGACAAACACUCUGACAACGGGAGGGUUGUUAGCUAUUGGGGACUGCAUUACGCAGACAAUGGAGACUGCAUAUGCCAGGCGCAAGGACAGAGAUCUUGCCGCUAGGAAGCACAUCCAUAACUGGGGAAGGACGGGGAGAAUGUUCUCCAUUGGUGUGAUGCUUGGCCCGUUUAACCAUCUGUGGUACACGAAGAUAAUUGAGAAGGUUGUGACGACUGGAGGAGCACGGGGAGCACUGAAGCGAAUCCUUGCUGACCAGGCUAUUGCUGGACCAUUCUUUUGUUUUUCAUUCUUCUUUGGUAUGGGACUAAUGGAGGACCGUGGUGUGAAUGGGGCACUACAAGAGGUCAAGGACAAGUUUCUUACUGUAUACAUAAUUGACUGGUUUGUGUGGCCACCAGCCCAGUUUAUCAACUUUUAUUACCUUCCUAAAAAAUUCAGAGUGGUGUAUGUGUCUUGUUUGACUCUGGUGUGGAACACAUUUCUCUCCUGGUACAAACACAGGGAAAUAGAACAUAAACAUGAAGAAUGAACUGGAGACUGAACAAGUACGUCAACAUAAAAAAAACAGUGACUGAACCAGAACGUCAACAUAGAGAAACUGGAGACUGAAUGAGUACGUCAACUUAAAGAAAUAAAGAGACUGAACGAGUUCAUCAACAUAAGACAGCUGGAGAAUGAAAGUGAAUGUCAACAUGAAGAAACUGGAGACUGAACGAGUACACCAACAUAAAAAACUGGAGACUGAAUGAGUACAUCAUCAUAAAGAAACUGGAGACUGAACGAGUACAUCAAAAUAAAGAAACUGGACACUGAACAAGUACAUCAACAUAAAGAAACUGGACACUGAACGAGUACAUCAACAUAAAGAAACUGGACACUGAACGAGUACAUCAACAUAAAGAAACUGGAGACUGAACGAGUAUAUCAACAUAAAGAAACUGAAAUAGAACUGUUUGUGGAGGCCUAGGUCAGGCCAGUUUAUGAAGCUUUUUCUAUUAGUAGGAUCCUAGCUUGAAGGUAGGACAAAUUGAUCUUCAUCUUGACACAAUUUACCUCAAGUUACACAUUCAGGUGUAGGUAUUGCUUCCAAGGUUAAAGAUGUCCAUGUCCUACCUUCAAGGGCAUGAUCCUUUUUCUCUCCAAAAUAAUCAGAUGAAUAGUGCAAAUGAAAUAGUCAUUUAAUAUCUCAAUAUACUUCAUGGAUAGGAAAUAUCCCCGAAAAUCAAAAUAACAAUUUCUCUUCAGUGAUACAAUGUACAUGUGGUGGCUGAUGUACACACCUUUAACUGGUUUCUCCCAUUUCUACAAUUUUAUUAUAGCAAACAAUGAUUGUGUUUUUUUUAGUUUUCACACAUCUUCGUGUCAUCUGGUAUAACGUAAUAAUAUCCUGUACAUACUGAUUAUUCACUCCAGGUAAGGCAGGGAUAUCUUCUUUGUGACUGUGGAACAAAUUCUAUAUCACCAUCCUGCAAUAGACCCACUCUCUAUUUUGAGUCAAAGUUGAUGUGUUGGCCACUUUGGAUUAGGUACAGUAUUCACAUGGUCAUGGUUAAAAAUUGGUACUGGGGUGGUGAAGAAGAGGUCUUAGUGAUGUUGGAGUUAGUUGAUUUAGUUCAUAUACUAGAAGCAGUAGGUGAUAUGUUGGUAACUUGGUAAAGUACACAUGACUGUAGUUAUGAUAUGAUGGUAAAAGUAGAUCUGUGGCUACUGGCCAGGAUUUGACUACCUGAGCAGUUGUACAAUAGAUGAUGUUGGUAAUGUGUUGACUUAUUGACCUAGGGUAUUUAUAUUUUAACAAACAGCAGUGUAGUUAAAAUUCUUUUUCAUAUCUCCUUAAGAAAAUUGGACUUGGUUGUUUUUGACAGUUGGCUGUGUUACAGUGUGACACUAACCGUCUGUCUCUUCGCUAUAUAUGUUUUCCCCUAAAGAAUAUUCUCUCAGGUUUUGACUGAUCUCUUUGAAAUUAAGUAACCAUUAUAAUCAUUAUGUGUAAUUUUCGUCUAGAGCAGCAGUUUGAUUUGAUGAUUUUUUUAAAGAGUUGUUGCCCUUUCCUAUCCAGAGACCUUUUAAGUCAUUCAAUUUAGCAUGCACUGGUGUCUGAUGACACUUGUUAUCAUGCCAUAGGUGGGGCAUAAAAGUUGUACCUGCUACCCCCAUGGCAUGAUCAUAAGAGGUGACUAAAUUUGGGAUCUUCUCUUUUCUUAUCUUUCUAGUCACUUUAUUCUUCCUUACGUCUCCCUUGACACUUCCUCACUUUUGGCUUUUAGUUCGGUUUUUGCCACUGUGAGCACAGGGGCAUCUUAAGUCUUAUAUUAAAAAAUAGUCAGAAAUACCUAUGCCCCUGAGCUGUGAGGAAGGCUUUGGGUUCUAUUCCCCUGGCAAAGACACACCAUAGUCCAUAAAAAUGGUAUAGUUUUAAUAUAGCUCAGCAUUUUUGUGAAUGGGACAACUGGUUUGCCUGUUGUCAGUAUAAUGUGACCGGGUGGGGUGUCCUGCUGAGAGUUUUCAACAGUAUGCCUCAGUGAAGUAGCCGUAAAACGUCUGCAUCAGUUCCACCCUAUCACAAGGAGACAAACAUGAACAUACUGCAGCCUCCCAAAACACACACACAUUCACCACAUGCAUGCAUCUCCCAAACCAAAUUUGUUAUAUUUCUAUAAUCAUAUUUUGAUAAAAGAACGGCAUGAAGCUGGCGUAUAUUGUUUCACCAUUUGGAACUCUUUGUAUUUGUGACGACAGUGAGUUUAAUGCAUACAGUAAUUAUAAUAAUGCUAAUUUUAUGGAAAAAGUAAAAAAAAAAAAAAAAAGAUC